Vicia villosa (hairy vetch) is the source of this 922-nucleotide messenger RNA. Its product is annotated as accelerated cell death 11-like. Gene Ontology annotation, biological process: ceramide transport; intermembrane lipid transfer. Gene Ontology annotation, cellular component: cytoplasm; cytosol; membrane. Lineage: Eukaryota; Viridiplantae; Streptophyta; Magnoliopsida; Fabales; Fabaceae. Gene Ontology annotation, molecular function: ceramide 1-phosphate binding; ceramide 1-phosphate transfer activity. Bases 135 to 758 code for a protein of 207 amino acids. The record is from RefSeq and is a predicted model, not a curated record. The transcript is spliced from 4 exons.
UAAUACUUUUACAAGUAACGUGGCAUCGAAUCAUGUAUUGAGUUCUUGCCGGCCCAAAACUCCAUCUUCCUCAUCAUCUCAAUCACAACAAUUCCACAGCACACAGCUCCGCGAGAUUCCGUCAGUUGCUUCCAAUGGCAGAACCAAUCAACGGCGAUAAAACACUCCAUCAAAUUGCAGACGCAUUCAAAAACCUCGCAAACACCGUCUCCGAUUCGCAAUCCUCAGAGGUUGAAGUUGCUCCCUUCUCCCGUGCCUGCUCUCUCAUCUCCCCUCUCUUUGGUUCCUUAGGCAUCGCCUUCAAGUUUGCUGAAAUGGAUUACGUUGCCAAAGUUAAUGAUCUAGCUGAGGCAUCGAAAUCCAUUCAGACGUUGAAUUCGUUGAUUGAUCGGGAUGUACAAGCAAAUUCUGUUAGGAAUUCAGGCAGCCGGACGAGAAAUCUAUUGAGAGUAAAACGCGGGCUCGACAUGGUCAGAGUACUUUUUCAGCAAAUGAUAGUUACUGAGGGAAACUCCCUUAAGGAUCCAGCUUCAAAGGCUUACGAACAAGCGCUUGCGCCUUAUCAUGGUUGGGCCAUCAGGAAGGCUGUUUCUGCUGGGAUGUAUGUUCUUCCUACAAAGGAACAGCUUUUGAAGAAACUCAACGAGGAUGAGGCAUCCGCGAAAAUCCAAAUGCAAAUAUAUGCGUCAGCAUCCGAAGCUCUAAUCCAAUACAUUGAUAAACUCUUUGUUUCCAGAAACUUAGGAACAGAUUGGUGAACCUUGGACUGUAUUCAGAUUGUGUACAAUAUGAUUUUCUAUUAGGAAGUUGUAUGAGGUUAUUAAUGUAUUUAUUUGUAGUCAUUUCUUAUAGAAUUUGUCUAUAUAGCAAUAUAGAAUAAACUUUUCUUGCAGUCUUUGAAGGAUAACAUUACUUGCUUUCA